UGGAGGUAAACCCCACGUUUUCCCUUGACCACUGCUACAUAGGCUAACCUCAGAGAGAGAGCGAGAGAGAGAGAGAGGGUGAGAGAAAGAAAGAGAGUCCGCCGUGUCCACUCUGUCCUCAGGAGGAGAGAGCGAGGGACGAGGGUCCGUAACACUGGAGCUCAAGGAUAAACCAUGGACUCUGCACACUUCCUAUCAUACCUGGACGCUCACCAUGUUCCCUGCUAACCUCCUGGUUCUGAUGACCCUGUUGCUACCUCAAGCCUUAUCGGGUCACCAGGGGGGUUCCGCCCAGCACAAUGGUGCACUGCCCGGUCCUCCAGACUCCAGUUUGGCCCAGACUAUUCAGAACCUACUGCUCAACCGACUGGGCUUGCACUCCCACCCCAACCCUCAGUCCGGCGCCCCAGUUCCCCAGUAUCUGCUGGACCUGUACCGCUUUCACUCCGAGCAGUAUCACCUGAUUGAGGAUCCAGACUUCAGCUUUCCCACUGAGCAUGUGCAAGGGGCCAACACUAUACGCAGCUUUCACCACAUAGAGGCCACAGGUCCGUCGGCCCCUCCAGAGAAAAGGCGAGCAUCUGACAGAGUCCACAUCUUGUUCAAUGUGUCUUCCAUCCCCAAGGAUGAGACUGUGGUGUCUGCAGAGCUACGUUUUAUGCUAGGGGAAGCUGGCAGAGGCUUGGUACCCCACAUGGUCCACCUCUACCAUUCUGAGGAUCCCAGUAAGCUGGAACACAAGCUACUGCAGUCACGACGUCUCACAAAGGACAGUUACACCUGGGAAGUGUUUCCCCUAGGAGGGGAGCUGUUUCUUAAGGCAGCUGAUCAAACAGGGAGCCUGUCAUUCAUCCUGGAGGUGACCCCAGAGAAUGUCAGCCAUCCCAUGGAGGCAGUGGACACAGAUGGACACCUGAGGGUGCGAAGGUCAGCUGGACAGGAUGAGGCCAGCUGGGCUCGGCAGAGACCCCUGCUGGUGACAUACAGCCAUGACGGACGUAGCGAGCCUUUCGUAGCUCUUGGCAAGAGAAUCCCCGUAGGACGAAAGGGAAAAGGGAGGCAGGGUAGGGGCAGAAGCAGGGGCAGGGAAGGUAGGGCCUGGAAUGGAGAGGAAAACUGGGCAGAGGGGUGGAACGAGAGGAGAGUGAAGCGAAAUGGUGGGAGAGCAGCCAAGCUCAAAAGGCUCUCGAGGGCCAGAUGUCGUCGCCACCCACUCUACGUUGAUUUCAAAGACGUGGGCUGGAAUAAGUGGAUCGUGGCUCCCACUGGCUACCAUGCCUUCUUCUGCCUGGGCGAGUGCCGAUUCCCCCUGUCUGACCAUAUGAACUCCUCCAGUCAUGCCAUGGUACAGACACUGGUGAACUCAGUGAACGGCGCGGUGCCACGGCCUUGCUGUGUUCCCACCUCCCUCAGUCCCAUUGCCAUGCUUUACUUGGAUCAGAAUGACCGGGUGGUGCUGAAAAACUACCAAGACAUGGUAGUGGAGGGCUGCGGUUGCCGGUAGCAAGGCACAGAGAGAGCGAGAGAGAGAAGUAGAAAUACUGGAACAGUGAGGGAGACAAAGAGGGGUAAAGGUAAUUGAGAAGACGAAACCGAUGUCAAAUGGUGAAACAGAAGGUUUGAACAGAUGAAGAACUGUCUCAUCAUGUCUCGAAGCUUUUAUUGAAACUGCAGAGUCUUCAAGCAUGAAUCCUUUCCCAUGAUCCCCUUGGGCCACCGGCUUUUUGCUCCGUGUGAAGCUACAUAUCUGUGUGUACGGCAGCAUCGUGCAGCUUUCUCUUCUCACUCUGAUUAACAAGCCCUCCAAAAACGGUUUUGUGUGAAUCACUUACACAGCAGUUGCCUGCGCCCCACCUCACGCCCACGUAUUGUGUCAGUGUUGCUGUGUGUCUCUUCCGUGUUCUGUCUCGCCUCCCUCGCCGUCAUCACGUCACUGCUGCUCCGCAGGAUUCCACUGAAGAGUUUCACUGAUUAAAAAAAAAAAACGAGAGACUUAGGUCUUUAAAGACUUUAACCAGAGUAGAAGCUAUUUGUACUGUACAUGUCUUCCUGAGGACAGUGCAUAUUAUCUCUCUACACUGCAGCUGAUAAUGCUUUGAAUCAGAUAUUUAAAAACACACACACACACACACACAGACAUACACACACACAUCAAUAAUGCUGAGAACCUAUUAUAGCUAUUGUU
Molecule: messenger RNA, 2185 nt
Organism: Chanos chanos (milkfish)
Lineage: Eukaryota; Metazoa; Chordata; Actinopteri; Gonorynchiformes; Chanidae
Gene: bmp16
Product: bone morphogenetic protein 16
Exons: 4
Coding region: 215-1504 (429 amino acids)
Cellular component (GO): extracellular region
Molecular function (GO): cytokine activity; growth factor activity
Source: RefSeq, a predicted model, not a curated record